AUGUUCCCAAUAUCACGAUUUUCGCGCAAGAAAAACUCCGGAUGUUCAUGGAAAAUCUCUGCACCUUCAGGAGCACAAAUAGCCGUGGAACUUAGUAGAGUCUCAUUACAAAGUGGUAAUGAAGUGCAGCUCUUGAAUGACGAAGGUAACAUUCUCGCGAAAAUUACUGGAUCGGCGAGCGUGUCAUUAAAAUUAGGAGGUGCCUCAGCUAGAAUUGAUGUCAUUACAGCGGUUACACCAUCUGGAAGUGAAGCAGAAGAGCUGCAAUUCAAAUACCUAGCAGUCGUGCAGACGACUGGAACAGACACAGCUACUGCAUGUGAUUCUGAUGCUGGAGAGACAAUCGACUUGGCCACCGUAACUAACAGAUGCAUCACCUCGCCUCUUUUUCCAGAAUCACCGCCUCUGAUUAACACAAACUGUAAAUGGACAAUACAGACGAAUGGACAAAUCCAGUACAACAUGAUUUUCUUUCAUUUAGAAGCAACUACCGGCUGUAACGACGGGGACUUUCUAACGAUAACUGUUCAAGGUACUACUGGACCUAAAAAAUGUAGGCGACAACUUCAAGGUGAAACCCAAACGAAUCUACCAAGUCCUGUAGUUGUGGAUUUCUUUUUUGACAACAGCGAUAAUCUGCCAGGAUUUCUAAUGUGUUUCAAAAAUAUCCCGGCAACCACAACAACUACGACAACAACGACAACAACAACGACUACGACAACAACGACUACGACAACACCAACACCAACUACGACUCCAACUACGACUCCAACUACAAUACAACCAACAAUGAAAUUCAUCGCCGAUGAUGUUGGCCUUGUAUCUCCUAGUACUCAUAGGAGCUUUCGACACAGCUCAGACUGCAAAUGGACUCUAACUUCACCACUUAACACAAUAACAGCGGUAGAACUAAGUGAGGUUGAUGUCGGAAGUACAACUGUAAUAGGAAUAUUUGAUGACAAUGGUAAUCUUCUUCGGUCUGUUACGGAUGUAAAGGCGAGCUUUUCUCUGAGACCUUUUGCUAGAGUAACUGAAGUUCGUGCGGAUAAACGAGCAAUAGCUUCAAUUAGAAGAGAGGUACUGGAAUUCAAAUACCUAUCCGUCGUUCAGAGGACUGCAUCGGACACGGCUACUGCAUGUGAUUCUGAUGCUGGAGAGACAAUCGACUUGGCCACCGUAACUAACAGAUGCAUCACUUCGCCUCUUUUCCCAAACGCACCGCCUCUCACCAACUACAAUAAUAACUACGAUACCAACUACGAUGACAACUACCAAACCAACUACCAUGACAACUACGACACCAACUACAACGACAACUACGAUACCAACUACGAUGACAACUACGACACCAACUACGAUGACAACUACCACACCAACUACAACGACAACUACGACACCAACUACCACACCAACUACAAUGGCAACUACCACACCAACUACCACACCAACUACCACACCAACUACCACACCACCAACAAGUUAGUUCUCAUAUACUAA
Ylistrum balloti is the source of this 1497-nucleotide messenger RNA. Its product is annotated as mucin-2-like. The transcript has 12 exons. The record is from RefSeq and is a predicted model, not a curated record. The coding region runs from base 1 to 1497 and encodes 498 amino acids. Lineage: Eukaryota; Metazoa; Mollusca; Bivalvia; Pectinida; Pectinidae.